This is a messenger RNA of Adelges cooleyi (spruce gall adelgid), 1113 nucleotides long. RefSeq lists its product as uncharacterized. NCBI's taxonomy places the organism in Eukaryota, Metazoa, Arthropoda, Insecta, Hemiptera, Adelgidae. The transcript is spliced from 10 exons. Bases 51 to 1064 code for a protein of 337 amino acids. The record is from RefSeq and is a predicted model, not a curated record.
ACUUUCGUUUUACACGUAAGCGAAUUUCAGUUAAAAACUAAAAAAAUAUAAUGCCUUUCAAAACGUCCGUUCUUUUUUGCGUCUUAUACUUUUUUACGGAAACAUGGAGCAUUGGAUUAGACAAGGACCAAAUUAGAAAAUUAGUUGCUCUGCCCAAUGAUGAGGGUACAUUCCGCAGCAUUGUGAUCAUUACUUACUUAUUAGAAGUAGGCUAUACAGGUGAUCUUAAACAAUUUGAAAAAGGUGAUGACGAAAAACUUGAAAAAAAACAAUCCCUUCCGUUCUGCUCAUCGAAGGAAAAAGAAUUUGUGGUCAAUAUUAAAACCAUGCCGGACUUUUUGAUAUUGUUGGCCGAUAACAAUAAGAACACUGACUGCUGGAAGAAUGAAGGUUUCACAACAUAUGAAGUAAAAUUGUUUGUAAGAAUGUUUAUUGUACAAGAUAAAAGAGGUGUACACGAUGGGCUCCUUAACGGAUCUGAAAUAAUUGAGUUAUUUAAUAACCUCCGAAAUCAAACAGAUGAACAUAAACAGAAUGUAAAGAAUGAAUUUCCAGACGGUGAACCAAUAAAUGUAUUGAUGUACUUGGCGGCAAUAUUGAAACAUAAAUCCAAAUUGAAACACCUGAACGAGGCGCAGAUAAACAAAUGCCAAGCUUUGUACAAGAGUACAAAAAAAUACCUUGAUAAUAAGAAACAAAAAAAGUUAUUUAAAACACUGGGAAUGGUUCCCAAAAAGUAUAAUUUUUUAUUGGAUUUCGAGCACGUCCGAUCAGCCGCUCUGGAGUUACAAGAGCUUUUGGUCUUUUGGUCGGAACAAAAUGAGGAAUAUGACAGAAGUGCACCUCUUAUAACUCAAGUUAGACAGUAUAUGUGGGAAUUCGCUAUCUAUGACUUAAACAAAGAUGGUUUGCUCGAUAUUUAUGAACUUGAAGAGGCAAGAUUUCACACACCUAACAGCGAUAUGAAUACCUUUUUUUCAGACUGGUCUAUUAUGAUGUGCCCUGCAAUGUUCUUGAAGAUGAAAUUAGCCUUGCAUCCAGAAUACUACGCUGAUAUAAUUUAGUUGAGAUUUUAAAAGUAAAGUUGUUUUUAAUGAUGUUUGUUUCAUUUGA